This is a messenger RNA of Herpailurus yagouaroundi (jaguarundi), 2727 nucleotides long. RefSeq names its product centrosomal protein 41 (gene CEP41). Lineage: Eukaryota; Metazoa; Chordata; Mammalia; Carnivora; Felidae. The coding region runs from base 223 to 1362 and encodes 379 amino acids. The record is from RefSeq and is a predicted model, not a curated record. Gene Ontology annotation, biological process: cilium assembly. Gene Ontology annotation, cellular component: ciliary basal body. The transcript is spliced from 11 exons.
UCCGGCAUCAGGUGGUGAGAGACCACCCUCCCGAACGUUCGCUGUACCCCGCCAUUUGUCGCCCAGAGAAGCGAAGUGCCCGAAGACACAGCCCCUUCCCUCAAAGGGCUUACAGUCUAGGUGUGGCAGUUCCACAGUAUAACGAACAUGCAGAUGAACGCCCUGAACCCUAAAAGGAGCAAAGUCAAAAGGAGCCAUCGUUUCUGAUUCUGGGGAUACAGGAUGAGCAGGAACAAGCAGAGCAAGCCAUGUGUAAAGGAAGCAAACUAUGACUAUCUAACCAAAAGAAUACCACAAAACCCAAGGUAUCAGCAUAUCAAGUCAAGACUGGAUACUGGUAACAGCAUGACUAAAUACACUGAGAAGCUAGAAGAGAUCAAAAAAAAUUACAGAUACAAAAAAGAUGAGCUUUUCAAGAGACUGAAAGUUACAACUUUUGCCCAGCUGGUCAUCCAGGUUGCUUCCCUAUCUGAUCAAACACUGGAAGUGACAGCUGAAGAGAUUCAAAGGCUAGAAGACAAUGAUUCUGCGACUUCGGAGCCCGAUGGGGAAGUCAGUGCCAGGACCAAUGGGAAGGGGAGCCCCGGGGAGCAGUCGCCAAGCCCUGUCCAGUCCACAAACAGCGCGGGAGCCGGGGAUUCCAGUCGCUCGACUCUGCAGAGCGUCAUCAGUGGUGUUGGGGAACUGGAUCUAGACAAAGGGCUAGUGAAGAAAGCCGAGCCCAACACCAAAGACCGACCUUAUCCCGACUGCCCCUUCCUGCUGCUAGAUGUGCGAGACAGAGAUUCCUACCAACAGUGCCACAUCGUUGGAGCUUACAGUUACCCCAUCGCAACUCUGUCUAGGACAAUGAACCCUUAUUCAAAUGACAUUCUUGAAUACAAAAAUGCUCACGGCAAGAUCAUCAUUCUGUACGACGAUGACGAGAGGCUGGCCAGCCAGGCGGCCACCACCAUGUGUGAGCGGGGAUUUGAGAACCUCUUCAUGCUUUCCGGAGGUCUAAAAGUCUUAGCUCAGAAAUUCCCAGAAGGACUGAUUACGGGUUCCCUGCCAGCAUCUUGCCAGCAGCCCCUUCCUUCUGGCUCUGCCCGGAAACGAUCCAGCCCCAAGGUGCCGCCUCCACCAGCUGAGAAUAAAUGGAGAUUUACCCCAGAAGACUUGAAAAAGAUCGAAUAUCACCUGGAAGAGGAGCAGGGUCCUACGGACCAUCCCAGCCGGCUGAGCCAAGCUAAUGCCCCCGGAAGAGACUCCAAGGUUCCAGGCACCCGCAGCGGUCAGAACCCGCCCGCCAGGGGCCCUGGUGGCCCCCCGAAUCCCCGCUCGCUCAGCAGUGGCCACCUGCAAGGCAAACCCUGGAAGUAAAGACUUUGCCUGUCUUAGUCAAAUAAAUACUUUGUCUCCUUUCGGAACCCCUGAGCAGUUCCCAAGUUGGUCAUUUUCAGCAACUGCUGCAGAGGAAAGACGACGCCACGUGCAGUGGGCCCUCCUUCCUCUGUGUCCGCCUCCCUUCCUGCAUCCAACUCGGGGGGAGUGUUACAAAAACCAGAGGCAUGGCAGGCUCUAGUGUCUUCCCUAUUGUUUACAGAAUAUUUAAGUUUCUGAACCUGAGUAAGAAAAAAGAGUCUAAUUUUGGGGGCUUUUUUUUUUUUUCUUUCUUUCUACUUAGGUCCAGCUUAUAUUGGUUCAUAUCCUGCAUUGUUUUGUAAGUUCUUCGGGCACAUCUGGUACGUUCUUCCCAGCCAGUUCUUUUUCACUCGCUGUUCUUGGCUUCGUGGAGCUUGUCCAGGUGGGCUUUGCAGCCCCAGAAGCUGUCCCUGGGGGUGGAUGAUUCUCAGCUUUCAGCCACCCCCAGGGGCGGGCCCACUAGCUGAGGAGCUCUCUGCCCGGCACACGCCGCAGGCUCCGUGGUGAGUUUGGAGGCUGGCACCUUGAGGUUUGCUAGAGCCACUCUCACACUUCCUGAGUGCUGCUCCCCACCAGAUGUUUUCCUGGAACCAGCACUGUGCUGACAUGUGCUCAGCCACCUUCACAUGGGCCACCGGCUUCCUCCAGAAGAGCCCUGUCCGUUAUACGGGCCUGUGUUAAGAGCCGGUGAAGCCCCCCUGCCCUCCCCGACCUGCCCCUCAUUCAUGGUUGGUUUAUCGGUUGUAAAUUUCCAUUCCCCAGCUCAGGUCCAUCCGUCUUAGAUGGAUAGAAAUUAUGGCCACUUGAAAACAUCAGCCUCAAUCAGGCCACUGCAGGCACACAUGGUGAGGACGACUCCGAGGUCCUUUGUCAGAGCCGACAGCCCCUUUAAGCCCUGGCUUAAAAAUACAGUAUUAGUCUAAUUGAGUAAUUAGUGCAAUUUCCUGCUUACUUUUCAUUCUCACGACUGAGCUGUGAUUAGGAGGUUGUGAUUAUAGAUUCUGGUUUGGGCCAGAAUUUUGAAUCAGCAUUAAUUGAAUUGCUAGAUGACUGACAUUCAUUCCAUUUAAUUGGGGGAACAAAAGACCUCAGGUAAGGAUGAGGAACUCCGAAAUCAUCAGGAAAAGGGAAAGAACCUUGUUAAUUUUUAUGGUCUGUGAUCUGUAGCUGUGAUAAGGGACCAAGGAAUAAAUUGUCCUCUUUGUCAUGGCAACCAGCUUCUGAAAAGCCAACUGAAAAUUGCCUAUCCUUAGGUGGUUACCGCUGCUGGGUAAGAUUGGCCUUAACGGGACUAUUUUCUCGCCACCAAAAAAAAAAAAAAAA